Messenger RNA from Symbiodinium sp. CCMP2592, 2010 nucleotides. NCBI's taxonomy places the organism in Eukaryota, Dinophyceae, Suessiales, Symbiodiniaceae. The record is from the annotation of a GenBank genome assembly.
AUGGAGGGCCUGAACAACGGCGACACCGCGUGGAUGGCCAUGUCCUGUGCUUUGGUUCUGUUCAUGACACCUGGGUUAGCAUUCUUUUAUGGCGGCCUAGUGCGAGACAGUAAUAUCGUCAACACGAUGAUGAUGAGCAUCAUCUCCAUGGGACUGACCACCAUCACUUGGCUGGUGUUCGGAUUUACCUGGUCCUUUGACGAGUGGGGUGCAGGCAAGGGCUUUACCUAUGUGGGCUUCCGCAACCUCGACGCGGUGUGGUCCGGAACCACCAUGCCAGGAAUGACCUUUGCAGUGUUUCAGAUGACCUUCGCCAUCAUAGCGGCUGCUAUCAUUUCUGGUGCCGUGGUUGAGCGCAUCCGCUUCUCGGCUUACGCUAUCUUCAUCGUGGCCUGGGUCCUUGCAGUGUACGUGCCCCUCUGCCACUGGAUCUGGGGUGGCGGCUGGAUUGCCGAGAUGGGCGCCAAGGACUUUGCCGGUGGAACUGUCGUUCACAUCAGCUCGGGCACCUCUGCGUUUGCUCUGGCAUCGCUGCUGGGGGAGCGCAAGCACCGUUCCGAGUCCUUCCCCAGCAACCUGCCUUUCGUCAUCUUGGGCGGAGGUAUCCUUUGGCUGGGCUGGACCGGCUUCAACGGUGGUUCCGCCUUCGCCGCUAACGGUGACUGUGCCCUGGCCAUCGCCACCACGUAUGUUGCAGCGGCCGCCGCCAUGAUCACCUGGGUCUCCGUCGAGCGCAUCCUCGAUGGAGCUCCCACAUCUGUCGGCGCCAUGUCAGGCGCCGUGGCUGGACUUGUGAACAUCACCCCGUGUGCCGGCUUCGUGGAGCCCCUGGGUGCUCUUGGCGUUGGCGCCAUUGGAGCCAUCUGCUGCGUCUUCGCGGCUCGUGGGUUGAAGAAGCUGAACCUGGUGGACGACUCGCUGGACUGCUUCUCUCUCCAUGGCGUGGGAGGCUUCGCAGGUGCCAUUCUUGGCGGCUUCUUUGACACAGGUGAUGGCCUCAUCUACGGGGGCGACGGGCUCUUGCUGGCGAAGAACCUAGCCGGCGCAGCCUUCGGUGUGGUCUAUUCCGCAGCCGUGACCGCUGUGAUCUUUUUCCUGAUGCGCCUCGUCAUGCGCAUGAGGGUCAGCGAGGAGCAGGAGCUGGAAGGUGUGGAUCUCCAUUGUCAUUCCGAGGUCGCCUACGGCAAGAACGAGAACUCCGGCAAGCCGAACGCCUUCGGUGAGCACUCCCAGCGCUUCAAGCCCGAGGAGGCCCCAACGCUGCUUACCGGAUCGGGACCCACCUGCUCCGCGGCAGAGAAGCCUACAGAGGAGAUGCAGAAGAACAAGCGGUUUCCUGACCACUAUGCUCAAAAGGUGGACAUCUCCAAGGUGUCUAUGGACGUCAUGAAGCCGUGGAUUGCGAAGCGCAUCACGGAAAUGUUGGGCUUCGAAGACGACAUCGUGGUAGACUUCUGCGUGGCGCAGCUCUCGGAGCCCGGAGACAAAGGCCUCGAUCCGAAGAUGCUCCAGGUGAACCUCACAGGCUUCUUGGAAAGGAAGGCGGGAUCUUUCGUCUCGGAGCUGUGGCAGCAUCUCCUCUCAGCUCAGGAAAGUCCGGUCGGCGUCCCGCGCGAGUUCAUCGACCAGAAGAAGGACGAGCUGAAAAAGAAAAAGGAGGAGGCAGAGAAAGUUCAAGAUGAGCUCAAGAGGCGGAGGCAAGACCUCGAAGAAGCUUCGAAACAGGAACGCACUCGGGAUCCUCCAUCGCGAGAGGCAGAUGGCGGCAGAUCUCGCAGGGACGACGACCGUGGUCGCGACGACCGUGGUCGCGACGACCGCGGCCGUGAUCGAAGUCGUGAUCGGCGGCGGGACCGGGACGAUGAUAGAGGUCGCGGCCGUGAUGACCGUGGCCGGGACCGCGACGAUCGCGAGCGCCGGCGCGAGCGGCAACGCGAGCGGUCGGAGUCUGGUAGCCCCAAGCCGCGGGCGAAGCGCGGAGACAAGCGCUUCAAGUGGGAAGACGACUGA